This is a messenger RNA of Thlaspi arvense, 2366 nucleotides long. The record is from the annotation of a GenBank genome assembly. Lineage: Eukaryota; Viridiplantae; Streptophyta; Magnoliopsida; Brassicales; Brassicaceae.
CUUAAAGCCCUCUCUCACUUGCCUUACGUGAACCCUAAUAUCUCUUUAUUUAUUUAGCUAAAUAAAAGAGUUACAAGUUUUGGGUUUGUCUUCCGUCUCUAGAACUCCCAAAGCCAACAAAUCAAGAGAAUCAAAUACUUCAUCAACUUUUUCUCCUUCUCUAUUCAGUUUCUUAAUUAGUGGACGAAUACUUUAUUUCGUUUCGACUAAUUCAGCUUUAAUCCUCAGUAACCUGUGACUGAGCGAGGGACGUUUAUACAUCGAUCAAUUUUGGGAAUGGAUAAUCAAGAGGUUUCUAUGGAUGUUGAAGCCCAGAUCGAGAAUAACGACGAUGAUCGAACCCUUCCCUUUUCAGUUUUUAAAAAAGCUAAUCUUCCUAUUACUUUAAGGUUUGAGAAUGUUGUGUACACGGUGAAGGUGAAGGAACAAAAAAGCUGGCCCUGGGAAACCAAAGGCAAAACCCAAGAGCGGUCUAUCUUGAAGGGCUUAACCGGGAUCGUCAAACCGGGAGAGAUCCUGGCUAUGCUUGGUCCUUCGGGAAGUGGCAAGACCAGUUUGUUGACAGCUUUAGGAGGGCGGGUUAGUGAAGGGAAAGGGAAGCUCACAGGGAGCAUAUCUUACAACAACAAGCCAUUCUCCAAAGGUGUGAAGCGAGCCACCGGUUUCGUGACUCAAGACGAUGCUCUUUACCCUCACUUGACUGUUACGGAAACUCUAGUGUACACCGCGCUUCUCCGGCUUCCGAAUUCUUUCAAGAAACAUGAGAAGAUCAAACAAGCUGAGGCCGUCGUGACUGAAUUGGGUCUAGAAAGAUGUAAGAACACUAUCAUUGGGGGACCUUUCUUGAGAGGAGUUUCCGGCGGUGAGAGGAAAAGGGUUAGUAUAGGGCAAGAGAUUCUUAUAAACCCUAGUUUACUCUUUCUUGAUGAGCCUACGUCUGGUCUUGAUUCGACCACGGCUCAGAGGAUCGUGUCGAUUUUGUGGCAACUGGCUCAUGGUGGAAGAACGGUCGUGACAACAAUUCAUCAACCUUCUAGUAGGUUGUUCUAUAUGUUUGAUAAGAUUCUUCUCUUAUCAGAAGGUAACCCGGUCUACUUCGGGCUUGGAUCCAACGCUAUGGAUUAUUUUGCUAGCGUUGGAUACUCCCCAUCCGUCGAAAGGAUUAAUCCGUCAGAUUUUCUUUUGGACAUCGCAAACGGUGUUGGAUCAGACGAAUCCCAAAGACCGGAGGACUUGAAGGCAGCUUUAGUUGUGGCUUACAAGACAAAUCUAUUGGAAAGUGUUAUCAAUGCGGUUAAAGAACAAGAUGAUCAUUCUAACCAAUCAAUAGAGAAACAUGGAGAUAGCAAGCAUUUUGGAGACUGGCCAACGACGUGGUGGCAGCAGUUUUGUGUUCUCUCGAAGAGAGGCCUUAAGCAGAGGCGACACGAUUCUUUCUCUGGCCUAAAGAUUGGUCAGGUCUUUAUCGUGUCUUUACUAUGUGGUCUUCUUUGGUGGAAAACGAACCUUUAUCAUUUGCAAGAUCAGAUAGGGCUAUUGUUCUUUAUGUCAUCCUUCUGGGGAUUCUUCCCUCUCUUCCAACAAAUCUUCACGUUUCCUCAAGAACGAAAAAUGCUCGAGAAAGAACGUUCCUCGGGCAUGUACAGGCUGUCCUCUUACUUCAUGUCCCGAGUUAUCGGGGACCUCCCUAUGGAGCUUAUUUUACCAACCAUAUUUCUCACCAUCACAUAUUGGAUGGCUGGUUUAAACCCUAAAGCUGUGAAAUUCUUUCUGACACUUUUGGUCCUCCUCGUCCAUGUCCUUGUCUCUGGUGGACUAGGACUAGCCCUAGGUGCCCUAGUGAUGGACCAGAAGUCAGCCACGACACUCGGGUCAGUCUUAAUGCUGACGUUUUUGUUAGCAGGAGGAUACUACGUUCGACAUGUCCCAGUGUUCAUCUCUUGGAUUCAAUACGUAUCAAUAGGUUACUACACCUAUAAACUACUGAUAUUGGGCCAGUACACGGAGAAUGAGUGGUAUCCUUGUGGUGAAAAUGGAAAACUGAAGUGUCAUGUUGGUGACUUUGAAGGUAUUAAGCACAUAGGGUUUCAUAGUGGAUUCUCCUCUUCCGUCGCUUUGGCUGUGAUGCUUGUUGGUUACAGAGUUGUUGCUUAUAUUGCUUUGAUGAGGAUUGGUAAGACCAAGUCUGGCUAAUACUUAGUUAUCUCCACUUUUUUUUUUUUUUUUUUUUGGAUUUUUAGCACUUUUUGAGUAAGAUCGAAUGUAUAACACCAAUAAGUUCUUAUUGAAUUAUUGUUUUUGUUAGCCUCUUUUAAUGCUAUGUUUUGUUUAAUUAAUCGAUUGAUUUGGUCCCCCUCAAGUGGUCC